Amoebophrya sp. A120 is the source of this 3526-nucleotide messenger RNA. The record is from the annotation of a GenBank genome assembly. Lineage: Eukaryota; Dinophyceae; Syndiniales; Amoebophryaceae.
AGUGUCAUCAGUCCCCAUUGAAGCUCGUUGACAGCACUGCUCCUACGAAGUAAGCGUUCUCAUCGUAUUUUUAAAUAAAUGAGACGACCUGUUUGCGAUUCUGUAAAUUUAUUUUGAUUUUCGACUUGAAAUGCCACCCAUGGUCGACGAAACAAUCUUCGAGAAAGUGAUCGUGAUUGACCUGGGUUAUGCAUUGCAAAAGUAUCGUACCUCGUAUAAAUGCAUUACAAAUCUUUAUCUUCUCAGCAUGAGAAAUAGAAUUUGUAAUGCAGGUUUAUCGUAAGAAAAGGAUUUGUAAAUGCAUGAUUGCAAUUACUACGAGUGCGAUACUUUUGCACAGGAUAUGGGUUCGCGGGUAACCAAGGUCGGCCUCGCGGGCGACGACCAACCUUUGUAUGUACUUCCGACGGCCGUGGCGCUGAAGCUCGAUAUUGUUAACUCAGGACAGGAAACCACUGAUGCUGAUCAUGUCGUAGAGCCUGGCCGCGAGGGAGAAAGAAAGGAGGAACCCGACAAAGACACGGCGACUCAAGGUCAAGAAAAUGGGAGCGACGAGAGCCCCGAGAGCACGACCACAUCAGCUCCGACCUACGAGGCUUUAGCUUUACACCUCUGUAAUUCAUCCACCGGCCGCGGUGGGUCGUUUUUGGACGUCAAUCCAUUUGAGUAUGAUGUGAGCAGUAUGAACUGCAAAAGUAUCGUACCUACUAGUAGUAAUUGCAAUACAAAUUAGCUCAGCAUGACCAAUGGAAUUUGUCAUGCUGUUUGACCUUAGUAUCGAGAUUUGUAAUGCAUGACUGCGAUUACUGCGAGUACGAUAUUUUUGCAGUGCAUAAACAGUCUGGUCUUUCCGAUCGACCCGAAAACCGGCUUAGUUUCGGAUACCAUAAGGAAAAGUGUAUAACGUUGACGGUUUUCACAGAUUGCAGUCAUGCAUCACAAAUGGAGCCCAAUACGCAUGCUAUGCAUUACAAAUUUUGGCAUGUUUUGCGAUGCAUUGCUGCAUCACAAAUUCCGUUAACGUUAACACUCUUUGCUGUGAUAUCGGAUUGGGAGAAACUAGAGAUAAUUUUACGAAAAAUUCUCUCCAACAGCUGCUGCCCCGAAUUCCAGCCCCUGGAGGACUGUGCAGUGCUACUUUUGCAGCCGCCAGUAGAAGGACAAGCAGAGGACGAGACUAGCUGCGCCGAGGAGAACGGAUUACCGUCAACACGACCUCCCUUGGAGGAUGAAAAGGAAAACGAUGGGCGGCAAACAGAUGCAUCAGCACACGAGAACACCGGCGUUCAUCAACACAAGAUAACCCGCCUCGUCAGCAGCAAACUUGCCUCUCUGCUCUUCGAAAAGUUCAGCGUCCCUGCUUGUCACGUUGUUCCAACCGCGCCGGCUCUCUCGGCGCUGCCAGCCGGUCGAGGAUCCACUGCGCUUGUGGUGAGCAGCGGCUUAUGGAAGCGUCAGGACCGAAAUCGACAAAGUUGAAACAAUUUGUGAUGCAUAAAAGGGAUAACAGUUGGCGCACAGUUUUCAAGUGGCGCAUGACAAACUUGGGAAGAACCUAAAUCCAGUUUGUCAUGCAGUUUGGGUAAGGAAGACACCGUUUGUCAUGCUGCUUUAGCAGCUCUAUUUGUAUUUCUACACCUCAACAGGCUUACAACCUGCCUCCCUUGGCUACUCUGCAAGACAGGCACUUUUUGGGUUGCAUUUUAUGCAUCACAAACUAUUUCAACUUUCACGAUUUCAAUCCUGACGCUUCCAUAUGGCUUUUCGAAAACCUACGUGGUUCCAGUGAUCGACGGGGCUCCGGUGUUGUCCGCGGUCUGUUCUUCUGAAAUGGGCGGGAAGGAUCUGUCAUUGUACCUGGCGAGAUUGUUGGAGAAGAACAGACUUGGGAUGCUGGCGGACAAGAUAGAAAAUGUUGACGGCUCCACCGGACCCGGAGGAGCCGGCUCUAUGUCUGCUUUCAACGUAAAUGUUCAUGUUGUUGAUGCUGUGGGCGCCGGCGACUCGCCGAUGAUAAAUCCGUGGCACAUCGACGUUAUCGACGAUAUUAAGGAAAAUUACUGCUUCGUUAGCCCCCACUACGACACAUCGGUUUGGCUUACAGGCAGUACGGAAGAGGAUCUUUACGAAAUGCGGAGAGGAGCGAGUGCUGGUUUGUACAAGAACCAAAAUGGAGAUGAAAUCCUCAGCGGGGAAGUAGGUAGGGCCGAUACUGACAACCACAAUGCUGAGAUGAGUGAGCGUCAAGUUCAAAACAGCAGCCAAAUGCCAAUGUCUAGCGACGGCUCAUUUCUCAGCAUCUUGGAGAGAACCCGCUUCCAAGUGCCGGAAGUUUUGUUUAAGCCAGAACUGAUAGGAGGAGAUAGAAAAGACUCGCUACCGGAACUGAUUCUGCGGUCGUUGGACAGUGUAGAUGUUCAAAAAGUAGCCACCAAAGAGGGGCUCGAAGAAGAAGAAGGACAAGGAGAAAAUCAAGACCAAGACGUCCGCCCCCUGCAGCUGCUGGAACUAAUCGAAAUGAAACAAAAACUCCUUCGCAACAUUGUCCUGUCUGGGGGGAAUUUGAAAUUUCCGAAUCUUGAAAGUCGAUUGAAGGACGAAGUAGUGUCUUUGUUGUACAAAUCAGGCAGGGUGUAUACCCUCUUUCCAGACGAUGACGAGCAGCAGGAGGUCUACAACUCGAUGAAAAGCCCGACCGAUCCGGUAGACGUGGAUGAAAGUAGUAGAAGUUUUGCUUUUUCAGCACGACACGACGUGCAAAUCGUGGAACAUCAUCAAAGCCGGGCGGUGAGAAACAAUCUCGAUUGGGCUGGCGGAUCGAUUCUGGCAAGUUUGGACGAGGCAAUUAUCAAAGAAGAAGAAGGUUUUCACAAAUUACAGCCCCCGUGCUGGGUUACGAAAGAAGAAUGGGAAGAAGUGGCUUCCGAGGGGGCGUUUGCGGAUUAUGAGUACUUCGAAGCGUUGCGGAGGAAACAGCAAGUAGAGGAAGUUUCGAUAAUUCCUUCGGAGGUGGACGUCGAGGAGGAUGCUGUAGAGGAGCCUGAGUCAGAAUAGGUAGGGCUCGAGCAAGUCCAGGUAUGCAAGAACAAAUCUGCCACUCACCGUGACGACCACUUCUUGAGCCGUGGGCUGAUGAGUAUCAAUGAGGACCACUGCAGCCAAAAAAUUUCUGUCCCGCAACAAGCAACUGUUUUCUAUUUUUUUUCGUGUGGUGAAAGGUGGCUUUGUGAUCAUGCAUAGACACGACCGGCGAAUGAAACUCUGUGUACUACGGAGGACUAUAUCUUCUUCUUUUUCCAAAGAUAACAAAUUUUUCGGUGACACAACAGUCGACAGGCAACCUCCAGAGAAACACACAAUGCGAAGCACAAGCAGGUGUGUUGACGCCUAUUGUUCGCUCUUCUUUGUUGGUACCAUUUAUUUCUACGCGAAUGUAGAGCCUUUGUUUUCUUUUUUGGUUUUUGAUCUGGUCGCGGCCCAGCGACGAAGGAGAAGCUGUCGUGCUCUUUCUCUCCGUCCGGACGGG